AUGUCCUCGUCACUACUCCACCCACCGGCGCAUCUACCACCCUCUGUCGCCCUCAGCCUGUCCCAACAAGCCCCAGCACUGCUCCGGAGCAUCCCUUCAGCAAUUUCGUACUACUCUGUCAGCUCUCUAUGGUCUGCCGCAGAAACCCCCGAGCUGUGGACAACCUAUGAAAACCUUAUGCUUUCAUGUCUGCGAACCGGGGAUGAGCUGUCUGCGUCACAGUGCCUUCAGAGGCUGACUGAACGAUUUGGCGCGGACAACGAGAGACUAAUGGCACUGAGAGGCGUAUUCCAAGAAGCUCGGGCACCUGACGAUGCUGCCCUGAAAAACAUACUGAAGGAGUACGAAAACAUUCUGGCACAGAAUCCUGGCAACAUGCCUGUUUCGAAACGAAAGAUUGCACUUCUGAAGUCCCUUGACAAGGUCCCGGAGGCAAUCAUUGCGCUGAACCAGUUUCUUGACUCGUCCCCGACCGAUGCGGAAGCUUGGGCUGAGUUGUCAGACCUAUACGUUUCUCAGGGGCUGUACCAACAAGCAAUCUUUGCGUUAGAGGAAGUGCUCUUGGUCACGCCUUAUGCGUGGAACAUCCACGCGAGGCUUGGCGAGGUUCAAUACAUGGCAGCCACCACUGGAGAAUCCGGAGCAGACAAGUAUCUUGCCGAGGCUUUCCGAAGAUUUUGCAGGAGCAUUGAGCUGUGCGAUGAUUAUCUGCGCGGCUACUAUGGACUAAAGAUGACUACCAAUCGAUUAUUGGCCAACCAAUCCCAGACUUCUCGGCAGUCUAAAGGAGAUACUGGAUUACCACCACCAAAUAUCCAGACCGUCGAGCACCUGAAUGAGAUAGCCACGGCAAAACUCUCCGAGAUCGUGCGACGCAACGCAGGAGGCGAAGUCCGAUGGGGUGGAUAUGACGAGGCUGAGGUGAUCGCUGCGAAAGCAUUAUUGGGAACGGAAACCGCCAAGAUCACUCGCUGA
Cadophora gregata is the source of this 975-nucleotide messenger RNA. RefSeq lists its product as uncharacterized. The coding region runs from base 1 to 975 and encodes 324 amino acids. Gene Ontology annotation, molecular function: protein binding. Lineage: Eukaryota; Fungi; Ascomycota; Leotiomycetes; Helotiales; Ploettnerulaceae. Gene Ontology annotation, biological process: protein folding in endoplasmic reticulum. Gene Ontology annotation, cellular component: EMC complex. The record is from RefSeq and is a predicted model, not a curated record. The transcript is spliced from 4 exons.